AUGGGUUCUUUUACUUCCUGUGACCAACGCCCAACGGCAUCGACUACCGCUGCUCCGCAUUCUUAUGAUGCUGAUAAGGUGCUUCGAAACUUUGACACCUCAACCCCCACCGCCGCCGUCAUUGGUGCCGGCAUUACGGGUGUGCACAUCGCCUACGAACUCGCUCAGUUGGGAUUCCGCGUAACAGUUUUCGAGCAACGCCGGGAUAUUGGCCUUGGUGAAACGCAAUACGCGCUUCCAUUUGUUGGUGUCGGUUUGCUUCAUCCUUACAUUCAUUCCAUUCGGAUGGGUCGCGAGCUGCUAUGGUCAAAACUGAAAUUGAACUCGAAAGACAUAGUAACUGUUGACUUCUCGUGGAAUUUCCUCUUCUCAUCCUUCAUCCACCGCUGGCUAUGGGCGAGGAAGUGGGGUAAGCUGAGAGCAGAAGAGGUGAUGAAGUAUACAAACAAUUUGGCACGCUUAAGUGUGGGUGUUAUUGAUGAACUUUCCCACAAACACAAAACCCUUGCACCGUACGUUCUAAGUCGGAACGUCACUGUGCAGACGUUGGAGGAGGGGCCUCGCGCCGAUAAGCGGGAAGCAAUACUGCACCAGGCCGCAACAGCCCAUCGUCAGCCGUUAAUGGUUGAUUUGGUGGGAUGGACACGCGAGCUGGCUAAAGUUUGUCGUGAGAAAUACGGUGUAGAAUUUGCAGUUGGCGAGAAACUUUUGGAUUUCAAGACGACCCUGUCCUUCGGAGUGGAAGUGGUGUCUGGUCUGCGUUUCUCACGUAACGUUGACGGGCGCGUGGAGUAUAAAAACCGGGUCUUUGACGUCGUUGUUCUUGCCGCCGGUGCACAAACGGGUGAGUUGACGUGGGAGUCGUCACAAAUCCCCAUCGUUGGAUUGGCUGGCUGCUCCGUUGCUCUGCGUCCUGGAGCUGGAGAGGGAGUUGGGGAGCUUAUGGGGAAGUUGCACCUCUCUUCACCCGGUUUGGUUAUGGUUUCUCCAGAAAGUCACCUUGUUUGCUACAGGACGUCAGCUAGUAAUGAUGCUGGUGGGGAAGUGCUUUUCCUUCAGGGUCUAUUGUCUCUGGACUGCACCGUAAGGACUUUGCCACGCGUUGGGAGAAUGCUUUCACGCAUAGAGGCACAUCUACGGGAGAAGUGCCAGAUUAAUAUCCCGCUUUUGCACCGCUAUCGUGAGUGUGGUGGGAGACAACAGCUGGAUGAUGGUAACACACACGUUGUGACGAGCAAUCCGGUAAUGCAUGCUGCAGAGUACAUUCGUUCUUCUACACCGGACGGCGUUCCGUUCAUUGGUGAUAACGGUGCCGCGUUUAAUUCUUUCAUAUGUGCAGGCUUUGGUGAUCAUGCUGCCGACAUGGCUCCAGGUGCAGCAAAAAUACUGGCGAAGUUUAUCGAAUUAAAAGCAUGUGCAAUGCAAAGACAGGAUGAAAAGACGAUGGAGCGCGACGGCUAUAAUAUUGCCGCUGUUAUGUCGGACGAGCGCGUGGAGAAAACGCGGCGAGAGCUGCAGUUACUCCUUAACGGCUGCCAGACUAUUGACGAUAUUCCCCCAGGAGGGGAAUUGGAGAACUUUGUGCAGCUUCCGUAUUCUUACACACGUUUUGAUGGGGUUGUGAAGGACCAAAUCCCCGAUGUGGCGCACGUUUCGCUUUUGCAGCGGGUGUCUGACAUGGAGAAACGUUUGCUUCAAACUUUUGCUCCCUGGGAGCAUUACAUCAACCAGCAGGCUAUCAAACUCUCGCGUCGCGAUAACGUCCCCGAUUGGCUGAGGACCAUUGUGUAUUACUACUUUCUGGACGAAAGUGACGAUCUGGAGAUGCUGAAGAACAAGCAGAAGUACGUGGAGGGAAUUCGCCGUAUACGUGAGCAAUUUGAGGAAGGUAAUGAAACGUCAGCCAGUGGGGCCACUCCGUCAUCGUCAUCGUAG
Trypanosoma brucei brucei TREU927 is the source of this 1935-nucleotide messenger RNA. RefSeq lists its product as hypothetical. Gene Ontology annotation, cellular component: cytoplasm. The record is from RefSeq and is a predicted model, not a curated record. Bases 1 to 1935 code for a protein of 644 amino acids. Lineage: Eukaryota; Euglenozoa; Kinetoplastea; Trypanosomatida; Trypanosomatidae. Gene Ontology annotation, molecular function: oxidoreductase activity. The transcript has a single exon.